Molecule: messenger RNA, 561 nt
Organism: Halichondria panicea
Lineage: Eukaryota; Metazoa; Porifera; Demospongiae; Suberitida; Halichondriidae
Product: peptidyl-prolyl cis-trans isomerase FKBP2-like
Exons: 5
Coding region: 37-456 (139 amino acids)
Biological process (GO): protein peptidyl-prolyl isomerization
Cellular component (GO): endoplasmic reticulum
Molecular function (GO): peptidyl-prolyl cis-trans isomerase activity
Source: RefSeq, a predicted model, not a curated record
AAAGGUCACAGAGGUCAUUCAGUGAUUAAGAUCAAGAUGAUGAAGUGUACGUGUCUGCUGCUGAUGGUUGUGCUGUUGAUGGUGGGGACUGUCUGCCUUGUGGAAGGGAAAUCAGGGCUCCAGAUCGGGGUCAAAAAGAGGCCUGAAACCUGUGACAUGAAAAGCACGAAGGGAGACAGGCUGUCCAUGCAUUACACUGGAACGCUGGAAGAUGGAACAGAAUUUGAUAGCAGUGUUUCCAGGAAUAAGCCGUUUGAGUUUACACUAGGAGUAGGCCAAGUUAUCAAAGGUUGGGAUCAAGGACUGCUGAAUAUGUGCAUCGGUGAGAAGAGGAAGCUGAGUAUACCUGCUGAUCUAGGGUAUGGGGAUAGGGGAGCUCCUCCAAAGAUACCAGGUGGAGCUACUCUGAUUUUUGAAGUCGAGUUACUGGACAUUGAAAGGAAAGAAGAACUAUAGAGACUCAGAUCUAUAUAAACUAUAUUCUGUGUGAUUUGUAUUCAAUGAACAUAUAUAGAUGCAUGGGAGAUGCAUAAGGUUUAACAUCAUUAUGCUUUGCAGCAA